Molecule: messenger RNA, 497 nt
Organism: Mycena citricolor
Lineage: Eukaryota; Fungi; Basidiomycota; Agaricomycetes; Agaricales; Mycenaceae
Source: the annotation of a GenBank genome assembly
AUGCCGACUGCGGAGCGCAUUUUUUUUGAUAGUAGUUAUUCGGGACUACUACUAAGGAUUAGGAGUCAUGCUUGAGGUAAUAAGGGUUUCUAAUGAAUUUAUUAGAUAUAAUGAUUAUGAAACCUGCGAGCAACCGUAUUACUGCUUUUGGGGUUUCGCUCGGUACGCAGGGCGCAUCAUCCGAGAGCCCUGCAUCACGAAGCGGUGCUAAAGCAAAAACGCGAGGAGGGAGAGGGCGUCGCAGUCCCGGCUCCGUACUCGCAAAGAGCACCCCUUGCUAAAUCAGAGUAUGUACGCAGUGGAAAAGCAGGAGUGCAACGCUCCCACUGCUAAAGCAAGGCGCUAAAGCAGCACUCCCUGUCUACGAAGGCACGACGGGUACUGUAGUUUUAUCAGCGUCCUCCUACAUUCGCUUAGCUUCCGGAUCCUUCUUGAUCUCGUACGUAGAGUUUCACUUGCAGUACGAAGCAGACAGCUCUCGCGCUUCGCGACCGAAG